ACAAACAAUCAAUGAUUAGUGUUGUCAUUGAAGUAAUGGUUGACUUCAAGAGCUAAACAAAACAAAACAACAAUAAAUCAAUUAUUAAAUUAUCAUUUGAUUUGACUCUCUAUUUGAUCCAAAGGAGCAAUGGUAUUGUCGAAACUGCCGUCUCGUGUGCCGACUGUGGCUCAUCAGCUGUUGUUGCGAUCGGCAUAUCGUUAUCUGUCGACUGCCAGCAGUCACGCCAAACACGAACCGAACCCCGAUUUGUGGAAAAAGCUGUUCAUCUUUGUCUGCAUACCAGCGAUCGGACUGUCGGGUCUGAACACGUAUUUGGUUGAGAAGGAACAUCACGAGCACUUCGAGCGGCCAGAGUUCAAGCAAUACGAGUAUAUGCGUAUCCGUACGAAGCCAUUCCCGUGGGGUGAUGGCCAACGAUCACUCUUUCAUAAUCCAAUGGUUAAUCCAUUACCCGACGGUUGGGAAGAGUUGCCCGACAAUCACAAAAAGCAUUGAGAUUUACUUAAGAUUACCAAAUGUUAUCUAUUGAUUAGUACUGUAAAUGAUUAUUAUUAUUAUCGUAACUGUAAUUCAUUUACUUUUAGAUUUAGUUGAGAUGUUUUGAGUCAAAGUUUGCCUAAAAUAUAUUAUUAG
Molecule: messenger RNA, 636 nt
Organism: Oppia nitens
Lineage: Eukaryota; Metazoa; Arthropoda; Arachnida; Sarcoptiformes; Oppiidae
Gene: levy
Product: cytochrome c oxidase subunit 6A1, mitochondrial-like
Exons: 2
Coding region: 130-498 (122 amino acids)
Biological process (GO): mitochondrial electron transport, cytochrome c to oxygen
Cellular component (GO): mitochondrial inner membrane
Molecular function (GO): enzyme regulator activity
Source: RefSeq, a predicted model, not a curated record